Molecule: messenger RNA, 1398 nt
Organism: Eruca vesicaria subsp. sativa (arugula)
Lineage: Eukaryota; Viridiplantae; Streptophyta; Magnoliopsida; Brassicales; Brassicaceae
Source: the annotation of a GenBank genome assembly
AUGGGUCUUGAGCCUCUGAAGCUGAAACUAAUGCCCACCUCUCUCCGCCGGCGCGUGAUCCUACGCGCCCUCGUGAUCCUCUUCGCUUUCUCUCUCGUAUCCAUCAUACGAAACCUCAACGGAGCUUACCAAGGAGGAGAGACUCACCACCUCCACCGUAAAGUUGAUGACUGUGCCGUGAACUUCGCAUUUCUCGGGCCGUUCCUCUUCUCCGGGAACAACUUGCUCUCCAACACCUUCCUAAAACCCGUCUGGAACUAUUUAGAAUCAGAGAAAUGCAAGAAAAGCAUCAACUUGACUACACAAGUCAUCACAGAGCUCAAAGGUUUAAACUUGCUGCGUACCGAUGUGAAAACUCUCUGUAUUGGCCAGAGAUCGGUUUCAGCUCUUCUCGCUAUGAACUCACAAGGCUUCUCCGAUGCUCGCGUGGCUUACACGCCACCUGUUUUCUCUUUCAAACACAGGAAGUUCAGUAAUGGUGGUAACUACUUACUACAGUACGAAGACGCUUCUUUCGGUUUCGUCUUAUCUACCGAUGUUGUUGUUGAGACGGUUUCUUCCGUUGUUUAUGAAAUCGAGCGUGUACUUAAGCCCGGUGGAACCGGAGCUAUGAUGCUUCUUGUUGGGUCUGACUCCAACGAGUUGGUUAGAUCGGUUUCGCCUGUUUCUUCACUGCUCAAGAACUCGAGUGUUGUUCAUGUUGGUUCCUUUGGUGAGCAGGUUUUGGUUGUGUUUAGGAGAAACGGUGAAGAAGUUAGUUUCGGUUUGGAUCAAACUCAUCAUCAUCAUCACCUUCCGGAUGAUUGCGUUUCUGUAGUUAAUAACAGAGCUUACAUUGGGUUGUUGGAGCCUCUUCUCGAGGAGAAACGGUCGGAUUUCGAGAGAAGGAUACAUUACUUGCCUGAGUUUAUUGAUCUUUCGUCUAGGAAGAGGCUGGUUUAUGUUGAUAUUGGAGCAGCGGAUCAUCUCACGCCGAGAUCGGAUUGGUUCUUCCCGUCGUAUCCUAUUGAUAAGAAAGGGUUUAACAGCUAUUUUGUGCAUCACAAUACGUCUAUCUUGACUUCUUAUGUCAAAAGUCCUGGUGUGACCUUCGUUUACCAUCCGGGACUCUCAGGAGCAGUAGCUAGUCAUGGAGAGGGGGAAGAAGAAGAAGCCUUUGUAGAAGAGGACAGCUUUGAUUUUCUUGCGUGGUUCAAGGAGACGGUUAGCUUUGCUGAUUUCGUGGUUCUGAAGAUGAAUACAAGCGAAUUGAAGUUUUUGUCGGAAUUGAUAAAGACUGGUGCGAUUUGUUCGGUUGAUGAACUGUUUCUUAAUUGCACUGGGUCUGGAGACUGCACCAGUGUUAUAAAGAGCCUUAGGAACAGUGGCGUCUUUGUUCAUCAAUGGUGGGGAGACUAA